Molecule: messenger RNA, 600 nt
Organism: Microthlaspi erraticum
Lineage: Eukaryota; Viridiplantae; Streptophyta; Magnoliopsida; Brassicales; Brassicaceae
Source: the annotation of a GenBank genome assembly
AUGUUUCGAGAUUGGACUAUUGAUAACGGACAUGUGUUUAUAGAACACGAGGCUGGUUCCGAACCUAAGGAUGCGUUACUCCCGUGCAUAAGGCGCAACGAGGAUGAAGAGCCUUAUCUCACGCCGGAAGAGGAGUUACGCCGCAUGACGGAACAAGUCGAAGAAAGCCAGGGGUUCGACAUCAAUUUCAAGGAGUUCCGAUGCAUUUUUAAUUACCUACCAGUUGAUUUUGAUGAUAACGGCUACGUCAAGCCACCAGAGACGACUAGAACGUUAAUGGACAGGCUCUCUCGUAAAUCCCUUGAGAAAUACAAUAAAGAGAAGGGUACAGAUUUUGAAUUUGUCAAGUUUAUCAAAGGCAAUCUUCACGAAACUGGUUGUCCUGCCACAAUGUAUUACAUUACCUUUCAAGGUAAAGCUCCUUCUGAUGAUGAGCCAAAAGAGUUCCGAGCAAAGGUCUGCUAUUUCGCUCAUGAACCGAACUUGUACCACUCCUGCGAGCUCAAAUCUGAGAAAAAAGUUCACUUCAUUGAAACUGAGGAGAAAGAAGAUGCCAAGAAACGCAGGUUGGCACAGGAGCUGUCUAAUGCUGAAAAGUGA